UGACGUCACGCGGCUCGUCGAGGCGGAGAGGAGGAGGAGGCGGCUCGCGUCCUCGCCCGACAUUAAUGGCCAUGAGCCCCUGAGCUUUCGCGGCGAUCGCGGCAAACGCUAAACCCCCCCCCCUCCCAACCCCCUCUCUCCCCGCGCCGACCAAACCACGACGCGCCCGUCGCAUGUUGAGCGCACUCAAGUUCGUCGGCGACAAACUCGCGCGGCUCGGCUGGGCGUGCGGCUGCGUGUCCGAGCGUGAGGCGGCGCGUAUCGCCGAAGCCUCGGCUCUUGCGCGGCUUUGCCAGGCGGCCGCAGCGCUCGCCAUCUCGGGGCUCGUGGUCAGUUCAGUAUUUUCAAGGAUGGGGGCAUUUUUGGACAAGCCAAAGACGGAGAAACACACAACGCACGGCGGUGGCAAUGGCUUGCGCUACGCACUCAGCAGCAUGCAGGGCUGGCGUGUGGAGAUGGAGGACGCCCACACAGCUGUCGUGGGCAUUCCUCGGGGACUAAAAACAUGGUCGUUUUUUGCUGUCUACGAUGGUCACGCAGGCUCACGAGUGGCCACAUUCUGUUCUGAACACCUCCUGGAGCACAUCAUUACCAAUGAGCACUUUGAAUGCAAAGCAGGCACAGAGCCGUCUUCAGAGGCUGUGGAGAAGGGAAUUCAGGCAGGGUUUUUACAAAUUGAUGAGCACAUGCGCACCAUCUCGGACAUUAAAAAUGGACUGGACCGUAGUGGCUCCACAGCAGUGGCGGUGAUGCUGUCUCCCAAGCACUUGUACUUCAUUAACUGCGGAGACUCGCGGGCUGUGCUCUAUCGCAAUGGCAGUGUCCACUUCUGCACAGAGGAUCACAAGCCGUGCAACCCGGCUGAGAAGGAGCGCAUCCAGAAUGCGGGCGGCAGCGUCAUGAUUCAGCGCGUCAAUGGCUCACUGGCCGUGUCGCGAGCUCUCGGAGACUUCGACUACAAGUGCGUGGAUGGGAAGGGCCCCACGGAGCAACUGGUGUCACCAGAGCCCGAGGUGCGGGCCAUCGAGCGCAGCGAUGGAGAUGAAUUUGUUGUGCUGGCUUGUGAUGGCAUCUGGGAUGUCAUGUCCAAUGAAGAGCUGGGUCAGUUUGUGCACUCCCGCCUGUUGCUUACUGAUGACCUCGAGAAGAUAUGCAACCAAGUUUUGGACACUUGCCUCUACAAGGGCAGCAGGGAUAACAUGAGCAUCGUGCUGGUGUGCUUCCCCAAUGCUCCCAAAGUGACUGUGGAGGCUGUGGCCCGGGAGGAGGAGCUUGACAAAUUCUUGGAAACCAAGGUCGAAGAGGUUCUGGAGAAGCACACUGGCGAGGUGGCCCCUGACCUGGCCUCUGUGAUUAGAGCCGUCUCCGUAGAAAACAUCCCCAACCUUCCACCAGGAGGGGGCCUGGCCAGCAAACGCGUGUUGAUCGAGGCAGUAUACAACCGACUGAACCCUCACAGGGAGGACGAUGAUGGGGGAUCCCUUGACACCUGGUAAUCGACUGGUGCCUACACAAUAAUCUAUACAUGUACAUGAAUGCAGAAGUGUGAAGCCCAUCAAGAAGGAGCUCGGCUGGGGGUUUCGCCCACGAUUUCUGGUAGAUCUGUGGCUGAACGUGGAACUGUAUAAAACCGGUGUCAGUCAACAAGUGCCACACAGUGUGAUCUUUACUAUACAUCAAAACAAUAUUCGCUAGGUAAUAUUACAGCUGUAAUGAUUUCGUUUUCUUUCCCGUUCAAAAUCAAAAUCAUAAUUUAAAUUCACGUAUUUAAACGUACAGACUUGUUUUAUGACUUGUACAACAACGGUUUCCAUUCCUGAUUGCAGUGAUGCUGAAUGCUUGAUGCUGCAGAGAAAUAUGUUUUGUCUAGCACCUUGUGUUUGCAAAUUUUAUUGGCGUUUUUUGCAACUAAAUUCAUUGGUCAUGCACCAACACUUUUUUUGAUUAAGACCCCACCAAAAAAGUAAAUGUAGCUGGUGCUAUAUAGUCAAUAGUGUGCGGGCUUUAAAGUCACACUGUGCCCUGACAUGUCAUAUUUGCAGCAUGAACUUUUGUAGCUAAUGUGGCCCAUUGCUUUCAUUGCUUGUUCUCUUCCAUAUAUGUAAAAAAACAUCAUGUUAUUGACACUUUUGAUUAGUUAGGUAUAGGUAUGUAAGCAACGGUAUUUUGUACGUUUUGUGUGUUAUAUAAAAUGAUACACACUUUCCAAUGUGUGCACGUGUGCUGACAUCCAAAAUACAGCAAUAUGUACAUGCCAGCUCCAAGCUGAUACCUUCUCUUGGCAUUUUGUGCUGUGGAACUGUCACAUUAACGUAUCUUGCAGAUUGUAUUGAUUAUCUGUACAUAAUAAAUAACUUUCCUUUAGGAUAUUGAUAAACAUAAGAUUGCUUUAUGUAUUGACAACUGUGGAGGUAUGUUAAUGGCUAGCGAUAGGAUUUUUUGUUUGUUUUCAAUCUGCAGAGGGGUAUGCAUGACGGUAUAUAUGAUGGUACUUGGUGAAAGUAUAAUCGGGGAUGUUUUAAGGAACAAGGCGAGUACAGCAACUGCUUUGAAUGCUAAAGACUCGUACCGCAGCACAUGUUGCAUGUCGAGAUUAAAGGGGGAUGGAAUUGCAGGUGGACUACGUUAUUAAAUGCUGUGUAUAUUUUGCUAGUAGUGUGCAGAACUGGGCAGGACAAGGAAGACUGUACAGUGUAUAGCUGUGAGAAUCUAUUACACACGAAGUCAUCAAUGGCAGGUGGUUGUUUCAUUUAGUUCAAAUGGACUGAAUGUAUUCAAUAAAGAAAAUACUUCACAAUGACUCCCACAUUGUUACCCGAAUCCAUAACCCCCACCACUCCCUCAAAGUCACCUGGCAUCCAAGAGUAUUGUACACUUCAGAAUACGUAUUUGAACAAAUAGUACAUCUAGAAAAGGUUUAUAGGGGUAUAGUAAUGUGUUUAUAAAGUACCUUAAGCAUGUCUGUUGUUAAAAGAUAACUUUUUAAGUUAACAUGGUAAUUAAAUGUUUAAAAGCAAAUGGUCCAUACAUUUUAUUCCAAUUGGCUAAGUUUGAAAUGUACUUUUGAAAAUGAGCAUAAAUAGUUGCACUUUGAGGUAAUGUUACCAUACUUAUAAGAUGUAAACAAACAUGUUAAAAAAAUUAAGUGCAAGGCUUUGUUUUUAAUGGUUUAACUAAAUGCUAUUGUUUCGUGAAAGGUAUCAAAAUAAAAUACACAGCAGCAAUUUUUGCAAAACGGUGUAGUGAAUAUAUUUCCACGUGUUGUGGACUAUAUUAAUGCAUUGACAUUUUGCAUCCACUCAUUUAGCUCUUGUAACAAUCCCAUGGUUUUUAAAGGUGGCGUUCACGUUUUAUGAAUUAACUUGUACGCCUUUCUCGACACAAUUGCAGCCAGCAUUGCUGCACUGAGCCAGAUGGCCAACCAGCGGUCCUAUCUCAUCACCUGAAGAUAAAGGGGCAUUAGCUGUGUCAAGCCCGUUAAUGCAGUAUUACACGUUCUUUUUGGUGUGAUUUAAUAGAUGCCUCAAUAAAUUCACAUGUAAUUGGUUACGCUCGAUUGUCCAACCACAUUACUCUGGUUAGAUAAUUUCUGUCAUUCGCAGUCGGUCACGUAAGUGCUGAACAUAGACAUGUAGUCUUGCACCUUUGGAUCACAUUAAAAUUGCUUGUAACGUCUUAUUAGAUUGAGUUCGCAUAAAUGACCUGAGUCUCAGUUGUGUACACAAGUCUGCGUGCUGAAAAUCUGUACACGAUUGAGAUUUGUUUGGCAUAUGCAACUUGACCCUUGAUUUGAUAAAUGCAUUAAGCAUUCGGAAGGCUUUGCUCCCACGGAUUUUGUCGAGAAAAGAUUGUCUCAUGGAAGAUAUGCAGUCGAAAGUUAAACACGUUUCCAUAUACCACACGUUCGCAUUUGAAUACAUUCUCUGUAGUUUUCAUAAAUUAUAUACUCAACAAUGUAAUGCAGUAUUCUCUGAUAUGCCGUAGAGGUGUUAUGAACCCAUGAUUAUUAAAAUGUUACUGCUGCGCGUCA
Messenger RNA from Petromyzon marinus (sea lamprey), 4030 nucleotides. RefSeq names its product protein phosphatase 1B-like. NCBI's taxonomy places the organism in Eukaryota, Metazoa, Chordata, Hyperoartia, Petromyzontiformes, Petromyzontidae. Gene Ontology annotation, molecular function: protein serine/threonine phosphatase activity; magnesium ion binding; manganese ion binding. The record is from RefSeq and is a predicted model, not a curated record. Gene Ontology annotation, biological process: protein dephosphorylation.